AUGCGCUUCCGUCCUUGCAUCGACCUGCACAACGGCGUCGUCAAGCAGAUCGUCGGCGCCUCCUUGCAGGACGGCGCUGACCCGCAGACCAACUUCACAGCCGAUCAACCCGCCUCCUAUUUCGCCGACCGCUACCGCCAGGACGGCCUGUACGGCGGUCACGUCAUCAUGCUCGGUCCGGGCAACGAGACCGCCGCUGCCGCCGCCGUGACCGCCUUUCCCGGCGGCUUGCAGGUGGGCGGGGGCAUCAACUCGCAAAACGCCGCGGCGUGGCUGCAACAUGGCGCUGCCGGCGUCAUCGUCACCUCCUAUGUGUUUCAAAACGGCAAGCUAUGCCGCGACCGGCUGCAGGACAUGGUCGAUGCGGUCGGCGCCUCCCGCCUCAUUCUCGACCUCAGUUGCCGCAAGACAGACGGUCGCUACGUCGCCAUGACCGACCGCUGGCAGACCGCCACCGACCUGGAAAUCAACGCUCCCACACUGGCCGAUCUGGCCCCAAGCUGCUGCGAGUUUCUCAUCCACGCCACCGCGGUGGAGGGCCGCCAGGCCGGCAUCGACGCCGAGCUCGUGGCGCUGCUCGGGCGCAUUGCGCCGUUGCCGGUCACAUACGCCGGGGGCAUUCGCAGCAUGGCGGACGUCGAGCAGAUUCGGGAGUUCGGUCAGGACAAGCUGGAUUUCACGGUGGGAAGCGCCCUCGACCUGUUCGGCGGCACCGGGCUGCGCUACGCGGACCUGGUGGCCCUCAACCGGCGAAGCUGA
Messenger RNA from Geodia barretti, 759 nucleotides. The record is from the annotation of a GenBank genome assembly. NCBI's taxonomy places the organism in Eukaryota, Metazoa, Porifera, Demospongiae, Tetractinellida, Geodiidae.